AGGGUGAGGGAGGGGGUGGGAUGGGUGGGGGGUAACGGGGGAAACUGGGGAAGUGGGGAACCGAGGGGCAACCAGGGGAAGAUGGGGUGCUGGAGGAGAGCUUGUGGGAGCCAAGGAGCACCUUGGACAUCUGGAGUCUGGCAGGAGUGAUGACGGGUGGAGGGGCUAGCUCGGGGCAGGGCUGGUGGGGCCUGAGGCCAGUGAGGAGUGUGGCGUAGGCGCCCAGGCAUCGUGCAGACGGGCGACAUCAGCUGGGGACGAUGGGCCCGAGCUAGGGCUGGAAAGAAGGGGGAGCCAGGCAUUCAUCCCGGUCACUUUUGGUUACAGGAUGUGGCAGCUGGUUGGACGAGGGGAGCUGGUGGGCAGGGUUUGAUCCCAGGGCCUGGGCAACGGAGGUGUAGCUGGCAGCAGCGGGAAGGUGAGGACCCCAUCUGCCGGGCAGGUGAGUCCCUUCCCUCCCCAGGCCUCGCUUCCCCAGCCUUCUGAAAGAAGGAGGUUUAGGGGAUCGAGGGCUGGCGGGGAGAAGCAGACACCCUCCCAGCAGAGGGGCAGGAUGGGGGCAGGAGAGUUAGCAAAGGUGACAUCUUCUCGGGGGGAGCCGAGACUGCGCAAGGCUGGGGGGCUGUGGGCCCAUUCCAGGCAGAAAGAGCAAGAGGGCAGGGAGGGAGCCCAGGGGCGGCCAGCGUAGGGUCCAGCACGUGGGGUGGUACCCCAGGCCUGGGUCAGACAGGGACAAGGCAGGGGACACAGGACAGAGGGGUCCCCAGCUGCCACCUCACCCACCGCAAUUCAUUUAGUAGCAGGCACAGGGGCAGCUCCGGCACGGCUUUCUCAGGCCUAUGCUGGAGCCUCGAGGGCUGGAGAGCGGGAAGACAGGCAGUGCUCGGGGAGUUGUAGCAGGACGUCACCAGGAGGGCGAAGCGGCCACGGGAGGGGGGCCCCAGGACAUUGCGCAGCAAGGAGGCUGCAGGGGCUCGGCCUGCGGGCGCCGGUCCCACGAGGCACUGCGGCCCAGGGUCUGGUGCGGAGAGGGCCCACAGUGGACUUGGUGACGCUGUAUGCCCUCACCGCUCAGCCCCUGGGGCUGGCUUGGCAGACAGUACAGCAUCCAGGGGAGUCAAGGGCAUGGGGCGAGACCAGACUAGGCGAGGCGGGCGGGGCGGAGUGAAUGAGCUCUCAGGAGGGAGGCUGGUGCAGGCAGGGGUGAGGAGCGCAGCGGGCGGCGAGCGGGAGGCACUGGCCUCCAGAGCCCGUGGCCAAGGCGGGCCUCGCGGGCGGCGACGGAGCCGGCAUCGGUGCCUCAGCGUUCGGGCUGGAGACGAGGCCAGGUCUCCAGCUGGGGUGGACGUGCCCACCAGCUGCCGAAGGCCAGGACGCCAGGUCCGGUGGACAUGCCAAGCAGGACAUGACAUGGUCUGGUGUGACGGCGAGGACAGAGGAGGCGCGUCUGGCCUUCCUGAACACCUUAGGCUGGUGGGGCUGCGGCAAGAAGCGGGUCUGUUUCUUUACUUCCUCCACGGAGUCGGCACGCUAUGGCUGCCCCUCUGGGCUCCCAGAACCCACAACAUGAAAGGUGAAGCUAGAGGAACCAGACCUCAUCAGCCCAACAUCAAAGACACCAUCGGAAUAGCAGCGCCCGCAGCACCCACCCCCCACCGGCGACUCCAUCUUCAUGGCCACCCCCUGCGGCGGACGGUUGGCCACCAGCCACCACAUCAUCCCACAGCUGAGCUCCUCCAGCGGGAUGACGCUGUCCCCACCACCUCCCUCUUCUUCUUGUUCAUCCUUCUGUCUCUUUGUUUCUGAGCUUUCCUGUCUUUCCUUUCUUCUGAGAGAUUCAAAGCCUCCACGACUCUGUUUCCCCCGUCCCUUCUGAAUUUAAUUUGCACUAAGUCAUUUGCACUGGUUGGAGUUGUGGAGAUGGCCUUGAGUCUCGGUGCGAGUGUGCGUGAGUGUGAGCCACCUUGGCAAGUGCCCGCCCAGGGCCCGGCCGCCCUCCAUCUGGGCCGGGUGACUGGGCGCCGGCUGUGUGCCCGAGGCCUCACCCUGCCCUCACCUAGUCUGGAAGCUCCGACCGACAUCACGGAGCAGCCUUCAAGCAUUCCAUUACGCCCCAUCUCGCUCUGUGCCCCUCCCCACCAGGGCUUCAGCAGGAGCCCUGGACUCAUCAUCAAUAAACACUGUUACAGCAA
Molecule: messenger RNA, 2192 nt
Organism: Gorilla gorilla gorilla (western lowland gorilla)
Lineage: Eukaryota; Metazoa; Chordata; Mammalia; Primates; Hominidae
Exons: 4
Coding region: 1126-1806 (226 amino acids)
Source: RefSeq, a predicted model, not a curated record